Manis pentadactyla (Chinese pangolin) is the source of this 1284-nucleotide messenger RNA. RefSeq names its product kelch-like protein 4. Gene Ontology annotation, molecular function: protein binding. The record is from RefSeq and is a predicted model, not a curated record. NCBI's taxonomy places the organism in Eukaryota, Metazoa, Chordata, Mammalia, Pholidota, Manidae.
AUGACAGCAACUAAGGAGAGGAUGUGUAAUAAGAGGAGAACCAGGAAAAGCUGUGUCACUGAAGCUUUGAAGGAACACUUCAUUGAGGUAAUAAAGAACCAAGAAUUCCUCCUGCUUCCAGCUAAUGAGAUUUCCAAACUUCUGUGCAGCGAUGACGUUACUGUGCCUGAUGAAGAAAUCAUUUUCAAUGCUGUCAUGCAGUGGGUGUGUUAUGAUGUGCAGGUGAGGCAGCAAGACUUGACAAUGCUGCUGUCUUACAUCAGACUGCCCUUACUGCCAUCACAGUUACUGGUGGAUCUUGAAGAAAGCCCCGUGUUUACUGCUGAAUUUAACUGCCAAAAUCUCCUGAUAGAAGCUAUGAAAUAUCACCUCUUACCUGAGAAAAGCAUGCUGCAGUACCCUUGGAUCAAGCCUAGAAAAUCUACUGUAGGGGCACUUUAUUCUGGAGGAGGCAUGGAUGCUAUGAGAGAUACCACUAAAAUUGAAAAAUAUGACCUCAGGACCAACAGCUGGCUACAUAGUAGCACCAUCAGUAGCCUUAGGUUUCAGUUUGGAGUGGCAGUUAUUGAUAAUAAGCUCUAUGUCCUCAGAGGAAGGGAUGGUUCCAAAACUUUAAAUACUGUGGAAUAUUUUGAUCCAGCUGGCAAAAUCUGGACUGUAAUGCCUCCCAUCUCAAUACCGAGGCAUGGCUUAGGUGUAGCCACACUUGAAGGACCAAUGUAUGCUGCUGGUGGUCAUGAUGGGUCAAGUUAUCUAAAUACUGUAGAAAGAUGGGACCCUGAGGGACGUCAGUAGACUUACGUGGCCAGUAUGUCAACUCCUAGAAGCACAGUUGGCAUUGUUGCAUUAAACGGCAAGAUAUAUGCUAGUGGUGGAUGUGAUGGACGUCCCUGCCACAAAUCAAUGGAAUACUUUGACCCACAUACUAACAAAUGGAGUCUGUGUACUUCAAUGUCUAAAAGACGUGGAUGUGUGGGAGUUGCAACAUACAAUGGAUUCUUAUAUGUUGUUGGGGGUCACGAUGCCUCUGCUUCUAACCAAUGCACAAUACUUUCUAACCGUGUGGAAUGGUAUGACCCAAAAACUGAUUCGUGGUCAACUGUGGCGCCUCUGAGUGUUCCUUGUGAUGCUAGCACUGUAUGUCCCCUCAGAGACAGGCUCUAUGUGGUUGGAGGAUAUGAUGGGCAUAGUUAUUUGAAUACUUUUGAGUCAUAUGAUGUCCAGAAACAUGAAUGGAGAGAGAUACGGCAUGCUCCUCUCUCUGAGGUCGCCCACACUUCCUAA